This is a messenger RNA of Lathyrus sativus (Indian pea), 1161 nucleotides long. The record is from the annotation of a GenBank genome assembly. NCBI's taxonomy places the organism in Eukaryota, Viridiplantae, Streptophyta, Magnoliopsida, Fabales, Fabaceae.
AUGCUUUUAUUACGAAUAUAUCCACCUAUCCUCUCCCGCGGAUCUUUCAUUCAUCUCCGAAGCCAACCAUAUCUAUCAACACAAGACCGAAAAACUUCAACGAUAACCAUAUCAAAGAUGAAUCUGGAUGGAGCUCAGAAGAAGGAUGAAACACCCACUUUUCCAUAUAUUCAAGAAUCUGUCAGGAAUGAUCCUUUCAAGGUUCCUCAAAGGUAUACCAGAAGUGAAGAAGUAAUUCAAAAAUCUCUUUUCAUGCCUCAACUUUCAUCCCAGCUUCCUGUCAUUGAUUUUGCACUACUCUUAGAUCGGAACAAAGAUGAACUAUCCAAACUCGACACAGCAUGUAAGGAGUGGGGAUUCUUUCAGAUAGUGAAUCAUGGCGUAGAGAUAGACCUGAUGCAGAGAAUGAAGGAUGCAGCAUCUGAGUUUUUCGAAUCUCCAAUAGAGAAAAAGAUCAAGUAUGCAAUGCCUCCGGGUGGUUUAGAAGGUUAUGGGCAUGCUCCAGUUGAUUGGUCUGAUCGUGUUAACUUAACCAUUUAUCCAACCCGGUUCAGGCAGCUUCAGUUUUGGCCCGAGGAAUUGAAGGAUAUAAUAGAGGCAUAUUCAAGUGAAAUUAGACUAGUCGGUGAGCAACUUAUCAAAUCUGUGUCAUUGCUUUUGGGGUUGGAGGAACAUGUUCUUCUUGGACUACAUAAAGAAUUAUGUAAAGGUUUACGAGCGAACUAUUACCCUCCUUGUAAAGUACCUGAGAACGUGAUUGGUUUGAGUUCACACUGUGAUAUAAGGACCCUUAUAGUAGGUAUGCAAGAUGAUAAUGCAACGGGAACACAAAUUCGACACAAAGGAGGUUGGAUACCAAUUAAAACAAUACCAGGUGCUUUCCUUAUCAAUGUUGGAGAUGUAAUAGAGAUAUGGAGCAAUGGGAGAUACAAGAGUGUGGAACACAGGGUACUGACGAAUAAGAACAAGAGAAGGAUUACUUUUGUAUCGUUUUUGUAUCCUCGGGAUGAUGCUGAAAUCGGACCAUUUGAGCAUUUGAUAGACGAUCAAAAUCCCAAGAUGUACAAGGAAAUCACGUAUGGAGAGUAUUUCAGACACGUCCGGGAUAAGAAGUUAGCAGGAAAAACACAUGUGAGGGCGACAAAGAUAAAUGAAUUUUGA